This is a messenger RNA of Physella acuta, 3316 nucleotides long. Its product is annotated as adhesion G protein-coupled receptor L2. Lineage: Eukaryota; Metazoa; Mollusca; Gastropoda; Physidae. Gene Ontology annotation, cellular component: plasma membrane. The record is from RefSeq and is a predicted model, not a curated record. Gene Ontology annotation, biological process: cell surface receptor signaling pathway; negative regulation of angiogenesis; G protein-coupled receptor signaling pathway. Gene Ontology annotation, molecular function: G protein-coupled receptor activity.
CCGUAUGUUUAUGAGUCACACGUUUUCUAAAGAUGUGAUAUGGAUAUUUUAUAUCAACCUGUAGUGCUUUUAAUAUGUGUUCUGUUAUACAUUGUUGCCGCUAACCAGAGCACUGAAGCAGUUUGCAAGAGUAGUUUAGCAUGUGACCAAGGUUGGUACAUAACGGAAACAGGUCAGUGUAUUCAACUCCAACCAAAUACCACCGACAGUGCAACAGAAGCUGGCGACACAUGCGAAAAGUUAAACGCGAAAGUGAUCAGGAAAGAACAGGCCAAUUCCACUGUACAGUGCUUAACAGGUCUGCUACAAAAUGUUACCGUUAAACAUGUUUGGUGGAUCCUGCAGCGAAAUUCGUCCUACUCGUGUGGGUAUACCGACUACUCACAGAAUAAGGCGCAAAACUUCAACUGCAGAACUAAGAUCAAAGUGAAAAAACACGUCGUGUGUGAAAAAGAUGUUCAGUAUAUUGCUAACACUACAGUUUCCACGGUAACGAGCAAUACGAAAUCACAAGCUUGCCCGGAUGUACAACUAGACGUUGUCUUUAGUCUCGACCUUAAUAUCCUUACUGAAGAAAAGUUCCACAUCAUUAAAGAAUUCAUCAAAUUUGUCUUGAACAGAACAAACAUAGACAACGAUAAAGUUAGAGUUGGAUUAAAAACAUGCAACAGAAUAUUCGUACACUUGAACACGUACUCAUCGAAAAAGUCAUUCUUUGAGACAUUGGACGCAACACGUCUACAACAAUAUCGGGACAUUAUUAGAGGAAACGAUGACGAAGAUGCGUUCGCUGAAGAGAAUGGGGACAGGCCGGAAAUCGUUAAUUCUCUAAUUGUAAUCAGUUCGAAAAAUGCUAAUGUAUGCUCAAUCACCGAUGAUGUUGUGUACGAUACAAACGAUGAUGAUGCUACCAAGGAAGAUGAUGUUGUAAUUCUUGAAAGGAAGUUCUUGGACUUUCUGUCACCAAUAUCCGUGCUGCAGUACGAGUAUAAAGAUCUGCAAUCUUUAUUUGAUGACAGAUUUAAUAUGUCUAUAUUGUGUACACAAGAGCAAGAGUCGAUCUCUACAACACCGACUACAACACCGACUACAACACCGACUACAACACCGACUACAACACCGACUACAACACCGACUACAACACCGACUACAACACCGACUACAACACCGACUACAACACCGACUACAAUACCGACUACAACACCGACUACAACACCGACUACAACACCGACUACAACACCGACUACAACACCGACUGCAACACCAAUUACAACACCGACUACAAUAGAAAGGACUUCCCCUAUUACAACAAAACGAAGUGAAGCAUCUGAAACAACGACCACUACUACAACUGUUGCAACACCCCAAACUAUUAAGGAAAUAGAGCUACCUAAUAUAACAUUACCAACAACAGCCCGUAGUACUACAACAGCAACAUCCUCGACAACACUAACCCCGACGACAACAAGAACAAGUACUACUACACAAAAGGAAGGUAACGUUACGAGACUUUGCCAGUCCAACAGACAGUGGGGUCCUAUAAACUUAAGCAACUGUACGGCCGUGCAACUUUUUAACGCCAUUCAACAGAUAAAACACUUACAGGACGUCACAGACAGCUCUCGAAAAACUGAAACCAUUUCUAAUGUGACUACUUUAGUUACUCAGUCGCUACCCGCUUCAGCAAAAAUUAUAUCGGGAGAUAUAAAAUCUGUUGUCAACAUUUUGAGCGAAAUAGGCAAGGCAACCGAUGAUACCUCAGUCAGUAUAAGCCAAGAUACAUUAAAGAAAGUAGCUAACAUCACCGACAAGAUCAUCUCUGCUGACCAACGGGAGUGGGUGGACACAAACACUGAGACAACUCACGGGGACACAGGGAACAAGCUCAUCAUCGCAAUGGAGGAGGUGACCAAUACGUUUAUGAGAAACAUGACGGGUGAUGAAGUAUACAUAGUCGAACAAAAUGUCGCUAUCAAAAUAGAUAGAGCUAGAGACCAUAUUGAAUUUCCUCCCAAAAAUUCAAACCAAAACAAUCAAGAAAAAUGGGUAGAGACAACUGGAAACAAAAUUUUUCUCAACAAGACAGCUUUUAAUGAAAAUGCCACAUAUUCUAUCAUUAUCUACAGAAAUGUAUCGGAUAAAUUUCAGGCAAAAUUUUCCGACGAAAUACGUCCCGAGUCUAAUGUGGCGACGACCUACAUUUCAUCUGACGUCAUUUCCUUUAGUUUGAGUCAUGAAUACACAAAACUUAGCACUCCUGUAGAAUUGACGUUUUACAUAAACAAGAAAAACGUCACUGAUCCAAUUUGUUCAUUUCUUAACACAACACGGAACGAGUGGUCCACUGAGGGAUGUAUAAGGACAAUGUUUGAUGGCAAUAUCACAAAGUGUAGCUGUGAUCAUCUGACUAACUUCGCCGUUCUCAUGAGUAGCCACAACCUUGAGUCCAUCCAUCAUGAAAUAAUCAGCAGAAUAUCUUAUGUGGGCUGCAUCAUUUCAAUCAUCUGUUUGGGCACAACAGUGUGUGUGUAUUUUGUACUCUGGAGAUACGUUAAAAGCGAUCGAUCGGUUCUACAUUUGAACCUGAGUAUAACGUUAGCCAUUGGGUACAUUAUUUUCCUGAUUGGUGUCAACGAAACAAAAAACAAGGUUGGUUGUACGAUAGUAGCUGCGUUACUGCACUACAUUUUCCAGACGGUGUUUUUCAUCAUGUUGGCCCAGGGUCUUCUCAUACUUAAGUCGGUCACGUCAGUCAAACAGACCUCCAUCCUUAAGUAUCUCAUAGCCAUGAUGUACGGAGCUCCGCUUAUUAUUGUGGUUAUCUCCCUUGCAUCAACACAAACUGUAGGAUAUGGGACGGAUCGAGCUUGUUGGUUGUCCCCUGAAAAUGGCGUUAUUUGGGCUUUCGCUGGACCCGUUAUGCUAAUCUUGCUGUUUAACUUCAUCAUCCUUUUCAUUGUGUUGAGAGUCAUGCAGGGUUCUCGUGUUAUGAUGGACAAAGAUCUUAAACAGAGAACGAAGUCAGUGAUGUGGUCAAUCCUGGUGCUAUCCCCCAUACUAGGCGUCACCUGGGUUUUUGGCAUCGUGUCCAUCAGUAGCGAUAACCCCGUGUUCCAUUACCUGUUUGCAUUGUGCAACUCCUUACAGGGCUUGUCCAUCUUUAUCUUCCAAUGUGUGCUACAGUACCAGGUAAGAGAUGGUAUCAAGUCGUUACAUCGUCGAAUCACGGCAUCAUCCAUGGAUUACAGUCAGAAGUACAGCAAUGUCUCUAGCGGCGGGGUAUGUUCAAUUUAAGAAAAGUACUCAUUGUUUUUAG